AUGACGCGUUCGAGUACGUUUAAUUUCGCACGAGGCGAACGCUCUACUCUCGAGCAAUUUAUUUUAGUACUUAAAGCAGCGUCCGAACGACGCUUUUUGUACGGGUUUUUCUUUUUCCCGUUCCCGCUGGACACGUCUCGUCCACGCGGUGUGAACCCGGCCGUGCGGGCCCGCCAUUACGGUAGCCAAACGAGAAGUGAGGCCUUCCGACCUACCGAGAAUCUCCGAAGGAAAGUAUCCCCUAGUCCCGGUGGUUGUGUAGUCCCGCAGGCGAAGGCCAGUUGGAGACCCGUGACGCUUCCCGAGGAGAGGAGACGGCAGAGUAUCGGACCAUCAGCCACUGCCCCUUCUCGCAACUCUAAAUCGGCCAUCAACGCACGUGUGCCCAUUCCGGCGAUGCAUCUGCCGAAGAGCUCGAGUGUUCCGUCGCACCAUUGAUCGGACACCCCCUGUAGCUGGCACCGUCGUUAUCAUCGCUCGAUGACGACACAGCCCUGUCGGUAUACCAGCCGCCAGCAUAA
Molecule: messenger RNA, 521 nt
Organism: Armigeres subalbatus
Lineage: Eukaryota; Metazoa; Arthropoda; Insecta; Diptera; Culicidae
Product: polyadenylate-binding protein-interacting protein 1-like
Exons: 3
Coding region: 1-438 (145 amino acids)
Source: RefSeq, a predicted model, not a curated record